Molecule: messenger RNA, 372 nt
Organism: Brassicogethes aeneus
Lineage: Eukaryota; Metazoa; Arthropoda; Insecta; Coleoptera; Nitidulidae
Source: the annotation of a GenBank genome assembly
AUGAAUCUGUUGCCUGGAAUUCUUGUGUUUAACUGUUUGUUAAUUUCCGUUUUUGGCCAAAAUAGCAUAACCAGUCGGCUGGAUAAACUAGAUAUCAAUUAUGUUUUAUCCACAGGAAGAAUAUUAGACAACUAUUUGAAGUGUAUUAUGGAUAAGGGUCCUUGCACAGUUGAGGGGCGAGAAUUAAAAGGUGCUAUUCCCGAGGCUAUUAUACGAGGUUGUAAAAAAUGUUCAGAACCCACCAAAAAAAUUGUGAAAAAAUCAGCAAACUACAUUAUAAAAAAUCGACCCGGAGUUUGGACCAAACUUAAGAAACAUUUCGAUCCAGAAGAAAAAUAUCUUGAAGAUUUUAACAAGUUUUUAACUUCUUAA